AUGUAUCUAAACUUCUAUUCAUAUUUUACAAUCCAUUACACAGGAAUUGAACCGCAUGUUACAUUGUAUCAUGAUGAUCUCCCUCAGGCUCUUGAAGAUGAAUACGGAGGAUGGCUUGACCGCAAAAUCAUCAAUGACUUCACGGCUUAUGCAGACGUUUGCUUCAGAGAGUUUGGGGACACAGUGAAAUUCUGGUCAACAAUUAAUGAGCCCAAUAUGUUAGCAUUGGUAAACUAUGGUGGGGGAUUAGUCUCACAUAUUCAUAGUUCUCCUCCAUUUGAGAUGGUCAACUGCUCCAAAGGAACCACUUCAACUGAGCCAUAUAUUGUACUCCAUAACAUGUUGCUUGCACAUGCAUCAACCGCGAGAUUGUAUAAGCAAAAUUAUAAGCAUAAGCAAAAUGGAUCUGUAGGUAUAACCUGUUUUGCAUUCUGGAUGGUUCCUUAUACUAGCUCUGAAGAGGACGAGAUGGCAACUCAGAGAGCCAAAGAUUUCUUAUUAGGCUGGGUUUUGCAUCCGUUAGUGUUUGGGGACUAUCCUAAAGUGAUGAGGAGAAUCGUGGGCAAGAGACUCCCAAGUUUUUCGGAAGAAGAAUCAUAUCUCGUUAAAGACUCAUCCAACUUCUUGGGAGUCAUACACUACAGAACAUCGUACACGGCAGACUUAUCCAGUCCUAGCCAAGGAGAUUUUCUUUCGGAUAUGGCUGCAUCAAUAAUCCCCAUUGGGAAUUCCACGCUGGUCAAUAUUGAUGUGCUUCCAUGGGGUCUUGAAGGAGUGUUGGAAUACAUAAAGCAAAACUAUGGCAAUCCUCCUGUCUACAUUCUUGAAAACGGUCGACCUACCAACCACCACUCGUCGCUUAAUGAUGUGGGAAGAGUUGAAUACCUUCAUGCUUAUAUCGCUGCCGUGCUUAAUUCAGUGAGGAAUGGGUCAUCGACAAAAGGCUACUUCCAAUGGUCCUUCAUGGAUUUGUUCGAGUUUAUCGAUCCCAAUUAUACAUAUGGGUUAUACUAUGUGAAUUUCAGCGAUCCGGAACUUAAGAGAUCUCCUAAAACCUCUGCUCUUUGGUAUUCUUGUUUUCUCAAUGGCACCACCAUUUGUUUACAAGAGCUCAAGAACAUCUCCGUAUCU
This is a messenger RNA of Raphanus sativus (radish), 1131 nucleotides long. RefSeq names its product beta-glucosidase 9-like. Gene Ontology annotation, biological process: carbohydrate metabolic process. Gene Ontology annotation, molecular function: beta-glucosidase activity. The record is from RefSeq and is a predicted model, not a curated record. The transcript has 9 exons. Lineage: Eukaryota; Viridiplantae; Streptophyta; Magnoliopsida; Brassicales; Brassicaceae. The annotation marks the transcript as partial.